AUGGGAAAUCCUGAAGAGUGGGUUGAGAUCCUCAAGCAGUGCAAGUACCUGCCUGAGCAGGACCUCAAGGAGCUGUGCGAGAUGGUGAAGGAGCUCCUUCUCGAGGAGUCCAACGUCCAGCCUGUUGCGGCUCCCGUCACCAUCUGCGGUGACAUCCACGGUCAGUUCUACGACUUGCUGGAGCUCUUCAGGAUUGGUGGUGAGAUCCCCCAGACCAACUACAUUUUCAUGGGUGACUUCGUCGAUCGUGGCUACUACAGUCUCGAGACGUUCACCCUCCUGCUUGCCCUGAAGGCGAGGUGGCCCGACAAGAUCACGCUGCUCAGGGGCAACCACGAAAGCAGGCAGAUCACCCAAGUGUACGGCUUCUACGAUGAGUGCCAGCAGAAGUACGGCAACGCCAACGCCUGGAAAUAUUGCACACAAGUCUUCGACUACCUCACCCUCGCCGCUCUCGUUGACGGCAAGGUUCUCUGUGUCCACGGAGGCCUCUCGCCUGACAUCCGCACCAUCGAUCAGAUCCGAACCAUCCCCAGAAACCAGGAGAUUCCUCAUGAGGGCGCCUUCUGCGAUUUGAUGUGGUCGGAUCCCGAGGAAAUUGAGACUUGGCAGAUCAGCCCGCGAGGAGCCGGUUGGCUCUUCGGCUCCAAGGUCACAGAGGAGUUCACGCGAGUCAACGGCCUGGAGCUCAUUUGCCGAGCUCACCAGCUCGUGCAGGAGGGCUACAAGUACAUGUUCCCGAAGAAGAACCUCGUCACCGUGUGGUCUGCCCCCAACUACUGCUACCGGUGCGGAAACGUCGCCUCCAUCCUCGAGCUCGACGAAAAUCUCAACCGCGACUUCAAGAUUUUCAACGCCGUCCCCGAUAACGAGCGCAUGGUGCCCGCUCGCACCACCAUGUCCUACUUUGUGUAA
Molecule: messenger RNA, 915 nt
Organism: Acanthamoeba castellanii str. Neff
Lineage: Eukaryota; Discosea; Longamoebia; Acanthamoebidae
Product: protein phosphatase 6, catalytic subunit isoform a, putative
Exons: 7
Coding region: 1-915 (304 amino acids)
Biological process (GO): G1/S transition of mitotic cell cycle; peptidyl-serine dephosphorylation
Cellular component (GO): cytoplasm
Molecular function (GO): protein serine/threonine phosphatase activity
Source: RefSeq, a predicted model, not a curated record